Messenger RNA from Cylindrotheca closterium, 2493 nucleotides. Lineage: Eukaryota; Bacillariophyta; Bacillariophyceae; Bacillariales; Bacillariaceae. The record is from the annotation of a GenBank genome assembly.
AUGUCCGAUGUGGAAUACUACAAGAAGAUGAUGCGUCAAGGCGACACCACCGAUUACACCAGUGGCGAGUUCUUGGGAGAGCAAGGAGCUUCGCAUCGAACCAAAUCACCGUCGUCUAUGAGCAAAAAAUGGACCAAGACCAAGGAACACGUCAACACCGAUUGGUUGGGCGCUUCUCCUGGCAAAGCUCGCAAGAGUUAUACUGUCAAGGCCAUUGUCAAGCCUUCUGUUCAUGUUUCAGAUGACGAAGAAGAAGAAGAGACCAAGGUAGAAGCUGCGCCAACGCCAGCGCCAGUCCCAAAGGAAGAAGACAAACCAGCUGAGGAAGCUGCAUCACCGCCCUCGCCGACACCUGCUGUUGCCGAGGCAAAGAAGGAAGAAGAAGAAGAAGUAGAUCCUGCCGUAGCCAAGUACAAGGCCAUGCUUCGUGCGGGUGAUUCGUCUACUGACUAUUCGACCAAUGAAUUCUUGGGCGAUCAAGCCCAAUCUCAUCGCACAUCGACGACCAAAAAGAAGUGGGGCAAGCCCAUAGAAAGAUCGAACGAUGACUGGUUAAGUGCUUCCCCUGGCAAGGCUCGCAAGAGCUAUACUGUCAAGGCGGUCAAAAAAGCUGUCCACCAUGACAGCGAGGACGAAAAGGAAAAGGAGACCGAACCCGUGCAAUCAUCACCCGUAAAGACUACUACUGCGCCAGUGACAGAACCAGAACCAGAAAAAGAAGAAGACAAAGCACCGUCGUCGCCUGUCAAAGCGGCACCCGAGGAGGUGGAUCCUGCGAUUGCCAAAUAUAAGGCGAUGCUUCGUGCUGGUGAUUCGUCUACAGACUAUUCGACCAACGAAUUCUUGGGCGAUCAAGCCCAAUCCCAUCGAACCUCAAAAUCACCCAAGAAGUGGGGGAAGCCCAUUGAACGCUCUAACGAUGACUGGUUGGGUCCUUCUCCUGGCUCGCGAAAGAGCUAUACCAUCAAAAAGGUCCACCAUGUCCCACCUCCAGACGUUCAUUAUACUGACGAAGAGGAAGAAGAAAAGCCAAAGAAGGAAGAAUCACCAAAGAAGGAGGAACCUGCUGCUGAACCUGCUCCAAAGGAGGAUGAUGUCUCAUCUCCUGUCGCGGAACAAGAGAGCGCAGCAGAACCCACUCCACAGCCAGACGAAAAGAAGGAAGAAGUUGAUCCUUCCAUUGCCAAGUACAAGGCCAUGCUUCGUGCUGGUGAUUCGUCUACUGACUAUUCGACCAACGAAUUCUUGGGCGAUCAAGCCCAAUCCCACCGAACCUCAAAGUCACCCAAGAAGUGGGGCAAGCCCAUUGAACGCUCUAACGAUGACUGGUUGGGUCCUUCUCCUGGCUCGCGAAAGAGCUAUACCAUCAAGUCGAAAAGCACCCCCAAACCAACUCAUAAUGACGAUGAUAACGACGAGCCCAAGCAAGUAUCUCCCGCCAAGCAUGUCUCUGACAUCAAGCCACCCCAAUUGCACGACGAGGAUGAGGAACCUGCCAAAGAACCAGAAGUGGUGGAUCCUUCCAUUGCCAAGUACAAGGCUAUGAUGCACCGUGACGAGGGAAACGACUAUGCUACCAAUGAAUUCUUGGGAGAGCAGGGCCAAGCGCACAGAGCUGCAAAGUCACCCAAAAAGAAACAUGCGGGCAAGCCCAUCGAAAAGUCCAACGAUCAUUGGAUGGGAUCAGGUGGCACUGCGCGCAAGAGCUACACCAUCAAGGGGAGCAGUACUUCCUCCAGCAAACCUCCAUUCUCUCCGGCAAGUCCAGUCACUACUACAAAAACCCGAGCUAGUUUCUCAUCCAUGGCUUCUCCUACGAUUGCAUCUCAAAGAAUGACUCCCUCAUUUGACCAUGCAAGCCCAGUGUCGGCCAAGGAGCGAAUGGGCACCCGUGCCAGUUUCUCGCAUGCCAUGACCUCGAUGCAGUCUCCCAAGGUGACCUCUCCAAGAGGCUCCCUUACUCAUGAGAGCCCAGUCUCAGAGAAGGAGCGAAUGGCGGGCCGUGCGAGUUUCUCGAAUGCCUUUGCCAAGUUCCGAAGCAGUGAUACAACCGUACCAGCUGCCUUUGCCCAUUCCAUCGCCUCCCCCGUCAAGCGUAACUUUCAUGUUCCCAAAGAGGCGGUAGAAAGAGAGAAAGAGGCUCAUAGACAUGACGACGAGCAUCAUGAACCCACCAUUAAGGAAGGGGAAGAAUUGGCAACGGCGGAGGGAGUCUCUGAAGUCCACGAAGAUCACAAGGAAGAAUUUGAGGAGGCACUGCAAAUGUUGCAAAAGAUCUUUAACCGAUUGGACGAUCGCGAGCCCAGUUGGAAGCAGAUGGAUGCCGUCAUCAAGAAAAUCCGCAAGGCCACCAAUCAAGGUGCUGACAUCAAGGCCAUUUUGAGUUAUUCUAUUUCCUCUCUUCAGCAUAUCGCUGGUCUGCUCUACGACGAAGAUCAAACUGAUACCGAUGAUGUAGUUGAGAAAUUGAUUGAUCUCAACAUGCAAAUCUAG